Gadus macrocephalus (Pacific cod) is the source of this 3587-nucleotide messenger RNA. It is a transcript of the gene atl1, whose product is annotated as atlastin GTPase 1. Gene Ontology annotation, biological process: endoplasmic reticulum organization; protein homooligomerization. The transcript has 14 exons. Bases 151 to 1848 code for a protein of 565 amino acids. The record is from RefSeq and is a predicted model, not a curated record. Gene Ontology annotation, molecular function: GTP binding; GTPase activity. NCBI's taxonomy places the organism in Eukaryota, Metazoa, Chordata, Actinopteri, Gadiformes, Gadidae.
AUAUGCGCCGCAGCCCGCCCGUUAAGAGCCUCCACCGUCCUCCUUUGAUAAGGGCAUCACUUGUGUGUCUAUGAAGUAUCCUCCCCACCCGAUUCCAAUGACCAGCGUUUAGGGUCGUUUAUUAUUACGAAGAGGGUUAAGGACAACGCCAUGGCCAAGAACAAAAACAGAGACAGCUGGGGUGAGUGGUCCCUCAGCGACAAAAACGUGUACGACUGGAGCUCGGAGGAGGAGGAGCCUGACGGGAGGGCGCGGCCCGUCCAGGUGCUGGUCGUCAAGGACGACCACACCUUCGAGCUGGACGAGGCCGCCCUGAGCCGCAUCCUGCUGGCGGAGGAGGUGAGGGACCGGGACGUGGUGGCCGUGUCCGUGGCCGGAGCCUUCCGCAAGGGGAAGUCCUUCCUCAUGGACUUCAUGCUGCGCUACAUGUACAAACAGGCUGCGGUGGAUUGGCUGGGCGAGGCGGAGGACCCCCUCACUGGAUUCACCUGGAGGGGAGGCUCGGAGCGGGAGACCACCGGCAUCCAGAUCUGGAGCGAGGUGUUCCUGGUGGACAAGCCGGACGGACACAAGGUGGCGGUGUUGCUGAUGGACACCCAGGGAACCUUCGACAGCCAGUCCACCCUGAGGGACUCCGCUACGGUGUUCGCUCUCAGCACCAUGAUCAGCUCCAUGCAGGUUUAUAAUAUCUCUCAGAACGUCCAGGAGGAUGAUCUGCAACAUCUACAGCUUUUCACAGAGUACGGCCGCCUGGCCAUGGAGGAGACCUGCCUGAAGCCGUUCCAGUCGCUGAGAUUCCUGGUGCGGGACUGGAGCUUCCCCUACGAGUUCCCCUAUGGACAGGAAGGAGGGAUGACCUUCCUGGAGAAGAGGCUCAAGAUCUCGGAGAACCAGCACGAGGAGCUGCAGAACGUGAGGAAGCACAUCCACUCCUGCUUCACCAACAUCUCCUGCUACCUGAUGCCCCAUCCCGGCCUCAAGGUGGCCACCAACCCCAACUUCGAUGGCCGGAUCAAAGAGAUCGACAAGGACUUCAUCGAUAACCUGGAGGUGCUGGUCCCCUGGCUGCUGAGCCCGGCCAACCUGGACGUGAAGGAGAUCAACGGCAGCAGGAUCACCUGCCGAGGCCUGCUGGAGUAUUUCAAGGCCUACAUCAAGAUCUACCAGGGGGAGGAGCUACCCCACCCCAAGUCCAUGCUGCAGGCCACCGCCGAGGCGAACAACCUAGCAGCCGUCGCUGCCGCAAAGGACCUCUACAACAAGAAGAUGGAGGAGGUGUGCGGCGGCGACCGGCCCUUCCUGGCGCCCGCCGAGCUGCAGGCGCGGCACGGCGUGAUCCGCGAGGAGGCGCUGCAGGUGUUCCGCGGCGUGAAGAAGAUGGGCGGCGAGGAGUUCAGCCGGCGGUACCUGCAGCAGCUGGAGACGGAGGUGGACGAGGUGUUCGUCCAGUACAUCAAGCACAACGACUCCAAGAACAUCUUCCACGCCGCGCGCACGCCCGCCACCCUCUUCGUGGUCAUCUUCGUCAUGUACGUGGCGGCCGGCGUCACAGGCUUCGUGGGCGUGGACGUCAUCGCCAGCGUGUGCAACACGGUGCUGGGGCUGGCGCUCAUCACGCUGUGCACCUGGGCCUACAUCCGCUACUCCGGGGAGUACCGCGAGCUGGGGGCCGUCAUCGACCAGGUGGCCGGGGCCCUCUGGGACCAGGGAAGCACGAAUGAGGCGCUCUACAAGCUCUACAACGUCGCGGCGAACCACAGACACCUCUACCACCACGCCUUCCCGGGCGCCAAGGGGGCGGAGCAACAGCCCGCCGACGCCCCCCAACAGGACCGCAAGAGAGACUGAUGGGCCCCGCCGGGACCCCCUGAACCCGCACCCCCCCCCCGGCCGCCACUUCCUGUCGGCGGCCGCACCUGGACAGGAAGUGAGAGGAGGAGGGAAGAUUGGCAGGAGACUUGUGUCGAUUGGCCGGUACGGUCCACCAAUGAAUACAAUCGAUUCAGACUUUGUACAGAUCACGCACACACACUCACACACACACACACACACACACACUCGCACGCACGCACACACACACACACACACACACAGGCUACAGUGAAGACCCCCCCCACUUCCCACCUAACCAUCUAGGGGCCAUCUUGUUUGUCGUUUCCACCAAACACGGUUGUCCAGUGUAAGAUGUGUUUCACGUUGACUUUUGAUACACCUGUAGAAACCAUGAGCACCUGCCCAGGUGAACGCUCCACACGGGACACCUGGCUUAGCCAAUCAGCUGCCUGCUUCACAUUUCAUACUUUGCUGUGUUUUUUUUUGUCUAUUUAUUUUUGUUAUAUUUCAUUGGAAGGUCCUUUGAAAAAUAGCCGAUCCGUCGUGUUCCGAGUUUAAUGUUGUGUAAAGAGGAUAUGAAAUCACUAUCUAUGCCAAAAUAUGUACUGUAUGUUAGGUUUGGAACCACACAAACACACACACACAGAGAUACACACACACAUACACACACACAAACAAACCAUCAGCAUGAUGGGAGAUUGAUGUUUUUCAUUGUAAACCUACUAUCGGGUAUACUCUGCUAAAUCUGUAGAUGGUAAAUGUGCUGAGGUUUUAUUAAUAGAACGCAUUUUGGUUCCACUGAAGUCAUACGGAGAUGGAAACUGGAAUUGUCAUCUUCACGACCGGAUGUUACAGAAUGCUGGUACAGGCAUGCCAGUCUUAGUGUUACGUUUUUGACAGUGUGUACUCCAUAAUCAGGGAACAGAUUUGUGUUUGCAUGUUACUUGAAGUAAGAUAUCUGACUGGUGGAAGGAAGGGGUAAAACACCUAACCAACUGUUGGUGGUCUACAUGGCUGACUGUCUGUUAUAUGCUACAUCAGUGUGCUAGCCCUCUGUUGUCAUCACGCUCUACAGAGAACGCUGAUCCUUUAUAUACAGUAGCCUAUGUGUGGCCAUUUGCAGGAAAAAAAUGUUUGGUUCAAUUGUUUUGUAGCAGUGGGUGAAGUCCUUUGUUUUCGUUCUCCCCCCCCCCCCCCCCUCGUUGAAUGUUCGAGAGAAAAUGUGUGGAAUGUAGCGGUUCUUUGGCCACCAGAGGGCGCUGUUCUUUCUCUCAGACUGUGUUUAACGUUUAUUUCUAACCUGUGGCGAGAAACAGGAUCAAGCAGGGAUGUUUCCGAAGCUAAUGUGUUAAAUGAAAAGCUUGCUUGUGUUUAGGGUUGAGGUGAUUAGUUGAACAGCGAUCAAUGAGUGGUUCUUCGAAUAAGGGAUUAGUUAAAUAAGCGAUUAGUCAAGUAUGGGAUUGUCCAAUAAUUAUUAAAUUAACAAGAAAUCCUUUGAUUAUAAUUUUGAUCAUUAAUUGGUCAUGCUUAUUAAUAAUUGAUCGAUUAUUAAAAUGCAAAUAUUUGCUGCUUAAAGCUUAAGAAGUGCAAAUAAUUGUCUGCUUUACUUGGGGUUAGAUUGUACAAAGCAAGCAAACAAUUGAGAGAACAUUUUAAAUUUUCCUUUUGAGCUCGGGUUAAAUGUUGAGCAUUUGCUAGUAUUCAUGACAUUUUAUAGACUCAGUGAUUAAAUAAAGUAAUCAAUGAUUAACUCA